Molecule: messenger RNA, 1004 nt
Organism: Amblyraja radiata (thorny skate)
Lineage: Eukaryota; Metazoa; Chordata; Chondrichthyes; Rajiformes; Rajidae
Product: erythrocyte band 7 integral membrane protein-like
Exons: 8
Coding region: 159-1004 (281 amino acids)
Cellular component (GO): plasma membrane
Source: RefSeq, a predicted model, not a curated record
GCAGUGAACCUGGUGGUAAUUGGUCCUCCUGACCCACAGGGGGCGGUAGUGAACCAGGUGGUAAUUGGCCCUGGAGGAGGAAGGGGACGGUGGUGGGCCCGGCGUAAGGAGCGAUCGGCUCCAGUUCCAGCUCGGGGCUAGAGAAAGAGAGCGCAGCCAUGGAUGAAUACAAAACACAGAUACAAGCACGUAGCAUUGAUGAAACUGUGCAAGAGGAGAAAGAAGAUGAAGGGUAUGGAUGGUGUGCCUGGAUGCUCAUCAUCGGCUCGGUAAUGUUAAUCCUCGCAACCUUCCCCAUCUCCAUCUGGUUCUGCCUUAAGACUGUCCAGGAAUACGAGAGGGCUGUGAUAUUCCGACUCGGCAAACUCCUUCGUGGGGGGGCCAAAGGACCAGGUCUUAUAUGGUUCAUUCCUUACACUGAUAGCUUCUCUCUUGUUGACUUGCGGACAGUGUCAUUCUCUGUACCACCUCAAGAGGUGCUGUCGAAGGACUCUGUGACGGUGAUGGUGGACGCUAUAGUGUACUACCGCAUCUUUGAUCCGGUGCGUUCGGUGGUCAAAGUGAAGAACGUGGCCAGUGUGACUCACCUCCUGGCCCAGACCACACUGCGCAACAUCCUGGGCACCCGCAACCUGUCCGACAUCAUCUCGGAUCGCAUGAACAUGGCUCAGCAGAUGGAGGGCCUCCUGUUCGAAGCGUCGCAGGUUUGGGGCGUCAAGGUGGAGCGCGUGGAGUUCAAGGAUGUGCGGCUGCCAUCGGGCCUGCAGAGAAUGAUGGCGGCAGAGGCAGAGGCCGUGAGGGAAGCCAAGGCCAAGGUGAUCGCUGCUGAGGGUGAGUUGAAUGCGUCGCAUGCGCUGAGGGAUGCGGCCGCCGUGAUGAAGAGGCACCCGACGGCCCUGCAGCUGCGGUACCUGCAGACGCUGACCGAGGUGGCGUCCGAACACAACUCCACCAUCUUCUUCCCCGUGCCCAUCAACCUGAUGAGCGGCUUCGUGAGGAAGUGA